GUGUAGCCCUAGAUAGUCGGAUUCCAGCAAUAAUUUGUCUAUGGCUCGGUUGUGGUUGCUUAUUCUGCAACGACACAUCACGAGCACAUAAAGUAUCUAUUUCCACAGCCACUACCUCUUCUGUUCUUCUCUCUUCUUGAAUUGUUCAGGCCACCAUGAGGCAAAAGGGUAUCUUGCUUGUAUGGUGCUCUACUAGUCUAUGUCUCUAUGAUGGUCUCAAGCAAAUAUAUUGCCCAACCACCAGUAUUGAUUUGGUAAACAAUUGUUCCUGAAAAAGGGAAAGAACAAGGCCUCUCUUUUGGAUUCCUGGAAUCUGAGUAUAUAUUUACGUCUUCGUCUUGGUUUCUAGAUUCAUAAGCAGCUCAGGAUUUGAUACUGCGGCGCCCUUGCUUUUUGAUGAAGCCAUCAGAACAAAUUCAGUGAAAGGAACGUUGGAGCUAUCCUGCGGAAAGAAGAAUCAACUGAAAGUGACAGGGUGAAGGAUCCACUGCCUAGGAAAGAUGCGGCCUUACUUUGAUCCGGAAUACGAGAACUUCAAUCAGCGCAUCAACCCUCCACGGGUUUGCAUUGACAACACCACAUGCAGCGAUUGUACCUUAGUGAAGGUGGACAGCAUGAACAAGAACGGCAUUCUGCUGGAGGUGGUGCAGGUCCUGAGCGAUCUUGACCUCACCAUUCUGAAAGCGUACAUCACCUCCGAUGGCGGAUGGUUCAUGGAUGUGUUUCAUGUGCUGGAUAAGAAAGGACAGAAGGUGACAGAUGAGAAGACCAUCGAGUACAUUGAGAAGGCGCUAGGUCCGGGCAGCAAUAUUCCCAGUGCGAAAAAGGGCAGCACGUCGCCGGGGAGGUCGGUGGGGAUGCACUCGAUCGGCGACCACACCGCCAUCGAGCUCAAGGGGCCCGACAGGACGGGCCUUCUCUCGGAGAUCUUCGCCGUCCUGGCGGAUCUCGAGUGCAACGUGAUGGCCGCCGAGGUGUGGACGCACAAGACCAGGGUGGCCUGCGUGGUGUACGUCAACGACGUCUCCACGGGCCAGGCCAUCGAUGACCCGUGCCGGCAGAGCGGGAUUGAGGAGCGGCUGAGGCACGUCCUCCGCGGGCACGGCGGGGACGACGACGGCGGCCGGGGUGCGCACACCAACUUCGCCGUCGAGUCCACCCACGUCGACCGCCGGCUGCACCAGCUGAUGCACGCCGACAUGGAGUUUUACGAGGGCGCGCUGCAGGGCGACGCCGCCGCAGCUGACGGCACGGCGGUGACCGUGGAGCACUGCGAGGAGAAGGCCUACUCGGUGGUGAACGUCAGGUGCAGGGACCGGCCCAAGCUGCUCUUCGACAUCGUUUGCACGCUGACCGAUAUGCAGUACGUCGUCUUCCAUGCCGCGGUCACCUCCGAUGGCAUCUACGGCAUCCAGGAGCUGUACAUCCGUCGCAAGGAUGGCCGCACUCUGCUGAAAGACGAAGCAGAGAAGGUGAUCAAGUACCUCGAAGCGGCCAUUUCGAGAAGAGUAUCCGAGGGAUUCACCCUUGAGCUGUGUGGGAGGGACAGAGUGGGGCUGCUAUCGGACGUGACGAGGGUGCUCCGGGAGCACGGCCUGACGGUGACCAGGGCCGACGUGACGACUGUGGGGGAGCAGGCCAUGAACGUCUUCUACGUGCGCGACGCGUCGGGGCAGCCCGUGGACAUGAAGACCAUCGAGGGGCUCCGGGGACAGGUCGGGCAGACUGUCAUGCUCAACGUCAAGACAGUGCCGGAUGCCGUCAUGGCGCCGGAGCAGGCCGGUAGCAGCAUGGCCAAGACCAACUUCUUCUCCUUCGGCGGCCUCUUCUCCAAACUCCGGGUCUGAGUCUGAGCAGUCGAUUUGUAGAGCUCCGAUUUGAAUCUCGGACCAUUCUGGUCGAGCGAAUUAUCGUAAAAUUACCAGAACUAGAGUAGUUCCAUAUGGCAGCUCUUGUGUAUAGUCAGUCAAACCAUAAGGAGCUCUAUCUACCAGCGCAGACAAAGUGCUAGACUGGUGGUUCUCUUCUCUUCGGUGUAGCGCAGAUUGCAGACUGCGUGUUCAGGUGCAUGGCAUCUGGCUAUCUGAUUAUCCUGAUCUGCAUCGUUUUGCAGAAACAUGGUGUCAUCUGUACAAAUUCUGGUCCAUCAUUGUCUCAGUUAGCUCAAUAUUUUGGGUUUCAGUUA
Lolium perenne is the source of this 2185-nucleotide messenger RNA. RefSeq names its product ACT domain-containing protein ACR3. The record is from RefSeq and is a predicted model, not a curated record. Lineage: Eukaryota; Viridiplantae; Streptophyta; Magnoliopsida; Poales; Poaceae.